Aspergillus mulundensis is the source of this 663-nucleotide messenger RNA. RefSeq lists its product as uncharacterized. The record is from RefSeq and is a predicted model, not a curated record. The transcript is spliced from 3 exons. Lineage: Eukaryota; Fungi; Ascomycota; Eurotiomycetes; Eurotiales; Aspergillaceae. The coding region runs from base 1 to 663 and encodes 220 amino acids.
AUGUCCAAGUCGUCAACCAAGCUCAAGUCAACAGCUGAUCUCUACCACAUCCAGUGUUUUGAGAAGAUCGCCGAUUUUGCACAAACGGACUUCCUAGAUCGCGUCUUACCCAUGACCGGAACCAAUUGGAGACUCAGAGGCAUGAGCUUAACGAGUAUGGGGGAUGGGAACUAUUCACUGCCGGGUGCAGUAGAACGCCUGGUCCCCCAGUGGGUAUCGACACGCAAAAGAUUGAUUGAGAAGCGCGAUGGGCUGUACGAUGAAGCCGAACAAAAGGAAUGGGAAAAUGAGCAUGCAGACCUUAUGGCUUUGAUGUUGAAGGCUGGGUCCUCGGAGUACAAGGCACAGCCCGCGCGAAUUCCAUCAGGAGUUGAUGAGGCCACGUAUAGGCUUCUUUCUGAGGAGCUAGCUCCGAAUGAGAGUGACGGGCCCGGCGACACGCAGGAGUGGAAUCUCUUCAAGACGUACAUCAAUCCGACGGUGGAGGCUUUAAAUGAUCCGCAUGAUCUGAGCAGGAUGUUGCUAAGUUGGUGCAACGAUAUGGCACUGAUUAGCAAAGACGAUAAUGACCUAGACGAGCAAGACAAAGCAGCAAAGGUAAGGAUUGGUGACAAGGGUAUUAGAGGGCUCAAGCGUCUGGCUGUGAUUCAUAAAAGAUACUAG